Molecule: messenger RNA, 351 nt
Organism: Vigna unguiculata (cowpea)
Lineage: Eukaryota; Viridiplantae; Streptophyta; Magnoliopsida; Fabales; Fabaceae
Product: BEACH domain-containing protein B-like
Source: RefSeq, a predicted model, not a curated record
ACAAGUCAUCUAUAUUUCAAGAUCUCUCAAAGCCUGUUGGAGCACAUGAUACAAAACGAUUUGAGGUAUUUGAAUAUGGUUGAGUUGCAGGCUAGGGAUCCAAAUGCAGAUUUAGCACAUUUCUUUGAUGUGAUAGGAGGGAGUGGCACUAGUGCACUCAUAACAGCUUUGUUAGCCACACCAAGCCCUCAUGAUCCUACUCGUGCUGCCUUUACUCCUGCACAAAUUGUAGACUUCUACAAACAAAAUGGCCCUCAUGUAUUCAAUUCAUCUAGAUACGCAAUUUGACGAGGAGUUUUUACACAACAUAACUCGUGAACUGUUGAAGGACACACGACUUAGUCAAACACU